UUGAGGCACAAUUUUUCAUAUUCUUCUUGUUGAAGCAACUUUUCAUAUACAUAUGAUAGGAUGAAAAUUGUUUUCUUGAAUUGAAAUACCCAAUAUCAUUGUCAUUAGGUAUUUCAAUUUUCAAGUCCCUCUAGUUGAAUGGUAUACGACCAAUAACUGAACGACAACAUUCAUAUCACUGACUUAAAAAUUCAAAGUUCUCCAUUGCUUUCCCAUUAGCUAACAUCUUAUAUAAUCACACUAUAAUCUCCUAACUUAUAUCUCACAAAGUUAUACCAACAACUGUUUCUAGCAAUCACAUUCCCAUUUGAAUUACAACUUUUUCUUCUGAUACAAACAAUCAAUCAUUCGUGAUGACCAUUCUUACUUCACAAAUUUCACUUCUUUUGCUUCUACUUCUAUCUUUAACCACAUUCCACGGAAGCUUGUCUAGUAAUAACCACACGAUGGUUCGAUGCAAUGAGAAAGAUCGAGAGACAUUGUUAAUCUUCAAAGAGGGAAUCAUUGAUCGUUUUGGUCGGCUUUCAACAUGGGCAACCGAAAAAGAUUGUUGUGCAUGGGAAGGAGUCUCCUGUGACAACAUAACCAACAGAGUUUCAAAACUUGAUCUCAAAUUACCACCUUACUUUGAUGAACACGAGCAAUUGAAAACUUUGAAAGGUGAGAUCAAUAAGUGUAUUCUAGAACUUGAGUUUCUCAGUUACUUGGAUUUGAGCAACAAUGAAUUUGAUGUGAUAAGUUUUACAACCAUUCAACACAACAUCACACAUGCAUCUAACCUUAUCUACCUUGACUUAUCCUCCCCCUUUCGUGUUACUCUUCACAUGGAUAAUCUUGAUUGGCUUUCUCCACUUUCUUCAUUGAAAUAUCUCAACCUUAGUGGAAUUGAUCUUCAUAAGGUAACCAAUUGGCUCCAAACUGUUAAUACACUUCCUUCACUAUUAGAGUUACAGUUGAGUGAUUGUAAACUGAACAACUUCAUCAUCAACCCAUCUAUUCAAUAUUCGAAUUUGUCUUCACUUUUAACCCUUGAUCUUUCUUACAACAACUUUACCUCUCAGUUACCAAAUUUGUUUUUUAAUCUCACCAAAGAUGUCACCUAUCUUGACCUUUCGAGUAGUAAAAUACACGGUGAGAUACCUUCAAGCUUGCUAAACCUUCGAAAUUUGAGACACCUUGAUCUCUCUCGAAACCAACUCAAAGGAUCAAUUCCAGAUGGAAUAGGUCAACUAGCACAUAUUCAAUACCUUGAUCUUUCCUUGAACUUGUUAAGUGGUUCCAUUCCUUCAACUCUACAAAACCUCUCAUCCUUAUAUUCUUUAUAUAUUGGCUCUAAUAAUUUCACAAGUGAAAUAUCAAAAACAACAUUUUCCAACCUCCGUAGUUUACGUAUUCUAGACUUGAGCAAUUCAACUUUUGUAUUCCAGUUUGAUUUAGAAUGGAAUCCUCCUUUUCAACUCAAUUAUCUUUCAUUGAGUAAUACAAAUCAAGGUCCAAACUUUCCAUCUUGGAUAUAUACACAGAAGUCCCUAGAAACACUAGACUUAUCGAGCUCAAGAAUUUCAUCGGUAGAUAGAAAUAAAUUUCCGAGCCUUAUAGAAGGAAUACCCAAUCUAUCUUUGUCAAACAAUUCAAUAACUGAAGACAUAUCAAACCUAACAUUAAAGUGUUUUACUUUAGAGUUGGAUCACAAUAAUUUCACAGGAGGACUCCCAAACAUAUCACCAAUGGCUAUUGUAGUUGAUUUGUCUUACAAUUCCUUUUCAGGAUCAAUUCCACAUAGUUGGAAGAACUUGGAAGAUUUAUUUUACAUUAACUUGUGGAGUAAUAGGCUAUCUGGUGAAGUACCAGUGGACCUCUUUAAUUUGAGACAAUUGCAAAUCAUGAACUUGGGUGAAAAUGAAUUUUCUGGAACCAUACCAAGAAAGAUGUCACAAGAAUUAGAAGUGGUCAUAUUGAGAGCUAACCAAUUUGAAGGGGAUAUUCCAAAACAAUUAUUCAAUCUCCAUUAUUUGUUUCAUUUAGACCUUGCACAAAAUAAAAUUUCUGGAUCUUUGCCGGAGUGUGUCUAUAACUUGACUCAUAUGGUUUCUUUUAAUUAUGUGGUUACAUGGACCAGUGCUACAAUUGACUUGUUUCAAAAAGGUCGAGACUAUGUGUAUGAAGUUCGACCAGAUAGGCGAACUAUUGACCUUUCAGUCAAUAGUUUGUCUGGAGAAGUGCCAUUGGAAUUAUUUCGACUUGUUCAAGUUCAAACAUUGAACUUAUCUCACAAUAAUUUCAUUGGAACAAUACCUAAGACGAUUGGAGGCAUGAAAAAUAUGGAGUCUCUUGAUCUAUCUAAUAAUAAGUUUCGUGGUGAAAUUCCUCAGAGCAUGUCUCUUUUAAACUUUUUGGGUUAUUUGAAUUUAUCUUGCAACAAUUUUAAUGGAAAAAUCCCAAUAGGGACACAAAUUCAAAGUUUUGAUGCAUCGAGCUACAGUGGGAAUCCAAAAUUAUGUGGAGAACCUCUUAAUAAUUGUACCACAGAAGAAAAUCAUAAAAAUGCAACGUCAUCUACAAAGAACGAAGAUGAUGACUCUAUGAGAGAAUCAUUGUAUCUAGGCAUGGGAGUCGGAUUCGCAGUUGGUUUCUGGGGAAUUUGUGGUUCUUUGUUUCUUAUUAGGAAAUGGAGGCAUGCAUACUAUAGGUUUGUCGAUGGAGUGGGUGACAAACUCUAUGUAGCUUUGAUGGUAAAGUUAAAUAGCUUUCACAGAAAUUAAGCUCCUGCUAGUUAAGGUUAGUGAAAUGAUCAGACUAUAUAACAGUUAGGAAAUGGUUGAGUUCAUGUUGUCAAGUGUCAACUGUUCUUGGGGCUUGUCCUCGCCUUAUGUUCUAUCAUAUACAUUGGAUAGUGUUGCUCAUGUUAUGUAUCUAUCUUCUUUUUAUUAGUAUAUACUAGUUUAUUCAAAUGGUUACACAAUAAGAGUUUGUGUAGAAACUUAGCUGCUUCCAACUCUACAUUGUGUGAAGAUGCAUCUGAUUUGAUAAAGUAGAAAAGCAAAAACUAAUAAUAUUUAACUU
This is a messenger RNA of Trifolium pratense (red clover), 3063 nucleotides long. Its product is annotated as receptor-like protein EIX1. Gene Ontology annotation, molecular function: protein binding. The record is from RefSeq and is a predicted model, not a curated record. The transcript has a single exon. Bases 354 to 2762 code for a protein of 802 amino acids. Lineage: Eukaryota; Viridiplantae; Streptophyta; Magnoliopsida; Fabales; Fabaceae.